AUGACGUACAGUAGCAGGGAGUGGGAGAUCGCUGGCGUAGAGGCGGCGCGGGGCCGCUCCGAAGCGCAGUGCGCCGCUGGCCUGCGGCUGCUCCGCCUAGUCGGCCGGCGGCCAACGGCCUCGUCUUCUCCGGCGACGACUUCCACCGCCGCCGUGCUUUCUGGGCCGCCGCCGUCCUCCGCUCCGGCGGACCGCGGCGAUCCCUGCGCCGCCGGCGACGAACGGCGGCGGCGAGCCGAGGAAUCGGUGAAACGGGCUUUGCUCGUCAGCUGCUGGGCCACCAGCUAG
Spirodela intermedia is the source of this 288-nucleotide messenger RNA. The record is from the annotation of a GenBank genome assembly. Lineage: Eukaryota; Viridiplantae; Streptophyta; Magnoliopsida; Alismatales; Araceae.